CACGAGCCCACCGUCUCUGUCCGUCCGUCUCCCACAAAAGGAAAACCCCACCGCCCCGUCUCGACGGAACCAGCACGAAAUCAUUUGCUUCUCUCUGCCUGCUGCCGCCCUGCCUCUCCAAACCCCCUCCCCUUCCCCUCGCCGCAGUCCGCCCGAACCCGAGCGCCGCAGCCGUCUUCCGGAGCGAUGGGGAAGAAGACGCCGCCGAAGGGGAAGCCGGACGGGAGCCCACGGAGACCGAAGGCUCCGCGUCUGGACCCGAUGGCUCUGGCUGAUGCGGCGGUGGCGUCGCCGCCGGAGGCGAGCGAUUUGAUGGAGGAAGGGGCGGAGGGGACCAGCGGCAACAACCGGUGCAAUCACGUCCUCGCUGACGGUGCUCGCGGCAAGUUUAGCUCGUCGUUGAUGUCCAAGGGCGCAGGGACGUGCGCGAGUUGUCGGCUAGAGGACGCGAAGCACAGGCCCGAGGAGAGCAGUAUCUUGGUGUGCCUGGAAUGCGGCUGGCACCUCUGCUGUGGGGUUGGGGGGAUUGCGAACCCGUUUGGGCAUUCUCGGGCGCACGCCAUGAAGAAGCAGCACUGGGUUGCUGUUCUGUACCAUGAUGCAGGAAGAGGAUACUGCUUCAACUGUGACGCCGAGGUGGGAAUGCCGGGUGAAUUUGAGGUUGAUGGUUAUGUGAUUGGAAUUGAUGUGAUCCGCGAUGUUGUCAGUUCGUUGCCGAAGUACGUGCUCCCGUCGUAUGGCGUGAUGGGCAGGAGGCCGAGGGCGCAGGAGACGGGCGAGAGCUCGCGGGAUGCCAAGACUCCGUGGGAGGUGGACGAUCUGGGAUGCAAGAAACGGCCAGAGGUGAACAGCGACAACGAUCGGUGCAGUCACGUCCCCACUGACCAUGCUCACAAGGAGAUUUUGGAUUCGUCAUUGCAAUCAGAUGACGCAGGGAAGUGCGCAGUUUGCCAGCGCGAGGAGGAGCUCGUGAAUAUAUUCGUGUGCCUUAAAUGCGGCCAGCAAUCCUGCGGGGAUUUGGCAAGUUAUGUCCCAUACGGGCAUGCUCAGUAUCACGCCAAGCAGGAGCGGCAUUGGGUUGCUGCGAUGUUUGCUGAUCCAGGAGCUGGAUUCUGCUUCAAGUGUGAAACUGAAGUGCCUGUGUAUCCAGAGGAGCUGGAAAUGCCUGAGGAAAUCCAGGCAGGUCGUCGUGCAUCUGGGUUUGGUGAGGUAGGUGAUCCUAUCAGUGGGUCACCAAAUCUCGGAGACAAACAACAUAGCCACGAGUUCAGAUCAGCUAAUGGGCAAGGCUAUGCUAUAAAAGGGAUACCAAAUAUCUCAAACACAUGCUAUAUGAAUGCAAUACUGCAGUGCCUCUUUGCACUUGAUAAGCUGCGGGCAAGGAUGUUAGCAUGGGAUGCUGCAAAGAGUCUCUUUGGCAUGGUAUUGAAGGAGCUUUUUGUGGAGACAGGUGCUUCAGGAGGCAUGCUGCUGGACCCAGAGAAACUCUUUCGAUUGAUAUGCUGGCGUACGGAUGGGUUCAAACAUGGUAAAAUGCAGGACAGCUACGAAUUGCUUGCUUCCUUGCAUGCUAUUUUGAAUAAAGAUGAGGAGAGUGAUGACAGGCAAAAUGGUGCUCCUACAAUUAUGGAUUCCAUUUUUGGGUUUGAGCUGUCUGAGACACUAUCCUGCAAAUGUGGUUUCUCUAAAUCAGCUGCCAAUCCUCUCUAUGAUCUGUCACUGCCACUGCCAUCAAAGGGGCAUCCAACCAAAAGUGUUGCAUCACCACAAACAAGCGAGAGUCUCAAAUCUCGACAGAAGUUUGCUGUUCAAUUAUUUCCAGCAAAUGAGCUGAUACAGACAGUUGCUAAAAGUGGUGGUUCUCAUCUUCUUGGUUCAGAAUUAAAAGAGGUGACUGUGGAGGAAACACCUAAACCUUUGGAACUUGAUUCUACUGAAGCGCAACGUAUCUGUCAAAGCAAGGAUGGUGUACAGGAUCUUUUGCACACUCAGAAGAACAAGGUCUCAAGUUCCGAAUUUUCACGAAGGAUCAUCGACGUGCCAGUGAAGUCUGUUAAUUUUCUUCCUCAUAUCUUUUCUGAUGUCAAAGUUGAGGAAAUGAAUGAGAUGACAGCAAAUUCAAUAGUAUCGAUUGAGGACUGCUUAUCGCUGUUUUCUGAACAAGUGAUAGAAUGGCGCUGUGAUAAUUGUGCAAAUGAGGAGCAGAUGGCAGGAAGUGCCAAUGAAUGCAAAUCUUCUUCAAGUACGCAACCGCAUGCGUCUGAUGCACAGAGUCAAAUUGUACAAACAGCAGGCAGAAUCACUGAAGGAACAAGUUCGGGGAUGAGUUGUGGUGAAAAAGACUCAGCUGCUUGCAGCAUAACCGAUAAAGAGCCUGAAUGCCAUGAAGGUAUUCAUCCAACUGAGAAACAGACUGACCUGUUGAAAAACGAGCAUAGCAGACAACUUAUGAUGUAUCAGGACAUGAUGAAGCAGUUACAUCUGGAUUCUAGCUCACUCCAAUUGAAAGAUGGCAAAAAUGAGCAUAAAGAUAUUGUUGGUUAUGCUAUUCAAACAUGUCUUUUUAAGAAGCUGCCACCUGUAUUAACUCUUCAGCUUCAGAGAGCUGGCACCGGUCACAAUACUAAGCUAAAAUAUAGUGAGCAUGUGAGAUUUGAGGAGCAUCUUGAUGUACAGCGAUUCAUGGAUCCCAGCUCUGUGGACAAAGAUAAUUCCCUCUAUCGUCUAGCUGGUGUUGUAGAGCACCGUGGCACUGGUUCGUUGGAUGAAGGACACUAUGUUGCUUAUGUGAGAGCAAGAAGGCUUGGAAAUCAUCAACAGCAGAGCAGCUGCUCUUUCUCAUGGUUCCGUGCAGAUGAUUCUGUCAUCAGUCAAGUGACUCUAGAAGAAGUUCUCAAGCGCGAGGCUUAUAUUCUUUUCUAUGAGAGGGUGGAAGGCUAAGAUAGCGGAUGAGUGAGAUUAGCAAAUCUUCUUCGGACCUCCAAGGAUUCAGCCCUGUGGAUAUAGAAGGAAAAACAGGCUCUUGAUCAAGCCCAUUUUUGUCACAGGGCUUCAAACUGACUGUAAUUGUACCAAAUUGGAGUUUUUGGUGCCGGUCUUCUCGACUCAGUUAAUCUGUUUUUGUUUUCAAUUGCUUUUGCCUUUUAGGAUCAAAUUGUGAAUAGAAUAUGACAUGUGACAUUGGUCAGAUUGGUAAAUCGGUCAUACAGGCUUUGUAAGGUUGUGUUGGAUGCUACUGUCACAUGAUAAUGGUUUACAUCGUGGAGAAUUUAGAACAUA
Messenger RNA from Panicum hallii, 3279 nucleotides. RefSeq names its product ubiquitin carboxyl-terminal hydrolase 1-like. Gene Ontology annotation, cellular component: cytosol; nucleus. The transcript is spliced from 5 exons. Gene Ontology annotation, biological process: protein deubiquitination. The record is from RefSeq and is a predicted model, not a curated record. Lineage: Eukaryota; Viridiplantae; Streptophyta; Magnoliopsida; Poales; Poaceae. The coding region runs from base 187 to 2940 and encodes 917 amino acids. Gene Ontology annotation, molecular function: cysteine-type deubiquitinase activity; zinc ion binding; cysteine-type endopeptidase activity.